AUGGUGCCGACCUCGAUAGCAAUAGGUCGGAAAACGUGUCCAAGGUUAGACGCCUUCGUCAGGUAUUUUGUGUUCUUCUCUUUCUCAUUCACUCAUUCACUUUAUUCAAUUUCACUGGUAAACACACUUUGGUCCAACACUCUAGGUCAUCUCCCUCAUCGUGAUGGUCGUCUGAGUAGUUUGUGUGAUGGCCUCCUAAGAGAUCACGACAAAGAUCAGCCUCUAGUUCUCAGUGAAUUGACAAGUGCCCUGGCAAAUCUUCACCAGCAGUUCGACGAUACUCGAAAAGUGUUAUCAUGUAUAUCAAAACUUCCAGAUGCUCCAAAGAAACUUCAAGGAAAACUUCACCAAGCCAAGAAAGCUGUUGAGUUCACCCAGGUUUUACAACAAUGCACCAAUAGUUGUGAGCAAGCCCGAAUACAAGGUUGUGGUGGUCCAAAUUCUGGGGCUUGGCUGGAUGCGAUUCCGAGUACGCAUCAUUUCAUUCUCAGCAAUGACAACUUUGUCAACGCUGUUUGUCUGCGACUCGGUAAAGCCAUCCCGUGCUUGCAUUCUUUGGACCAGUGUGUUGCUCAGUGUGGUCAGCCCAUAGACAUUGAAGGAUACCAUGCCAUGACCUGUAAGUGGGGUGGAGGCCCAAUCAAACGACAUGACAGUGUACUCGACUGCUUUUACGACAUGUCCAAAUCUCUUGGAUUCCAUUGUCGCAAAGAGUUGACAGCGCAAUUCGAGAAUAAGCAACGUCCUGACAUCGCCAUAUACAAUUAUAAAGAUGGAAAAAAGCUUCUCUUAGAUGUAACCAUCACCCAUCCCUUGGCGAAGCGGUCAAUCAGUGCCAGUUGUAGCAAACCUGGUUUUGCAGCAGCUGAGAAGGAGAGAGAGAAAGAUAGCAAGUACCUUGUCAAAUCAACAAAUCUUGGGUACUUGUUUCGUCCCAUUGCCCUAGAGGUAUACGGCCGUUGGGGAAACACAGCGGAGACGACACUAGAAGAACUAUCAAAGAAGUCCCCUCAAUCUACAGGCUUAAAUCCCAGCGAAUUCAAGCUACAUUGGAGAAGGAGAAUAGCGAUCAAUCUUCAAAGGACCAACUCAUCAAUCAUCCAAAACAAGGUGUCUGCCAUCGUUGGAAAGUGUAUCGGAAAUCCUGAUGCUGCUUUUACGAUGUCAGCAAGAUACUUUGGUGGUGACUUUACGUAGUUAGCUGUGAGUUUGUGUAGGUGUGUUGUAGU
Messenger RNA from Corticium candelabrum, 1229 nucleotides. RefSeq lists its product as uncharacterized. The coding region runs from base 1 to 1197 and encodes 398 amino acids. The transcript is spliced from 2 exons. The record is from RefSeq and is a predicted model, not a curated record. Lineage: Eukaryota; Metazoa; Porifera; Homoscleromorpha; Homosclerophorida; Plakinidae.